AUGGGGCCUCUGAUAUGGCAAUCUGUGCCCGAAGACCCUUCUAUCCCCACGUCCCCCGACACCGAGAUCCGAGCGAGGCAAAUGACGGACACCAAAAACCCCGAGAAGGCUGUGAGUCCUGGAGUCGAGGAGAGGGAGGGUUCCCUCAAGGAUAUCGAUGGAGCCGUGCUUUGGGAGUCGGAACAAUCCCUUCUCUACACCCAAACCCAACAUUCGAUGGGUUUCUGGGAGGCCGUGAAGCUCUAUAAGUGUGCUGUGGCCUGGUCCUUCCUGAUAAAUGUCUCUGUUAUCCUCAAAGGUUUUGAUGGCGCGCUGAUUGGGAGUGUUGUUGGCCUCAACCCCUUCAAGAGGCAGUUUGGGUAUCUGUAUGAGGGGGAAUACAUUGUGAAGGCUUCCUGGAACGGUGCCUUCAACUAUGCCAACAGCGUCGGGGGUAUUGUCGGUGCUCUGUCUGCUGGUUGGCUCUAUGAUCAGUUUGGACCCAAAAUAACACUGGCUGGCUGUUCAUUCCUUUCAAUUGCUUGGAUUUUCAUGGAGUUCUUUGCAGAGAAGCCAGUCGUGCUUUUCCUUGGUGAACUCUUCAAUGGCUGCGUCAUCGCCUUCUACCCCAUUAUGGGAUCAGCCUAUAUUGGGGAGGUCUGUCCUCUUGUUCUCCGCGGUGUUGCUGGUUCCUUGGUCAAUCUUGGCUUCGUUGUUGGGCAGCUCAUUGCCUCUGGUCUGCUCAAGGGAACCAACAGUCUUGAUAACAAGUGGUCCUACAAGAUUCCCUAUGCUUCUCAGUGGGCUCCGGCAAUCCUCAUCCUUGCCUUUGUGUGCUUCUGCCCAAACUCGCCAUGGUGGCUUUGCCGUAAGGGCAAAUACUCUGAUGCCGAAAAAGCGCUCAAACGCCUUGCCUCCGCUGCGGUUGAUGUAGAGCCCACAUUAGCCAAUAUCAAGCAUACCCUCCGACUCGAGAUGGAGUUGGACAAGCGCCAUAACUAUCUUGAUUGUUUCCGUGGACCUGAUCUCCGCCGAUUGAUUAUCGCCAUCAUGGUGUACGCCAUCCAGCCACUAUCUGGUCAGGUUCUCUAUGUCAACUAUGCAGUCCAGUUCUUCGAGCAUGCUGGAUUGAAUUCUUCCAAUGCCUUCUCCAUGAAUGUUGGCCUGACCUCAAUUGGUUUUGUCGGUACCAUCGUCGCGUGGUUCUUCAUCUCCAACAUCGGGCGCCGACUGAUCUAUAUUGUUGGAACCGCAGCCAUUGCUCUGAUCUUACUUCUCAUUGGUAUCCUGGAUGUUGUCCCCCACCAUGGCACAGGUGUAGUCUGGGGUCAGUGUGCACUUUUGCUUAUCUGUCUGUUGGUGUAUGACAUCACUAUUGGGCCUGCUUGCUUUACCAUCCUCUGUGAAAUCCCCUCUGCUCGACUCCGUGGAAUGACGAUUGGUUUGGCCACCGUCUGCUGUGCAAUUUGGAAUAUCAUCUUCGCGGUUGCUAUUCCAUAUGCCAUGGACACAGAUCAGGGCAACUGGAAAGGCAAGCUCGGCUUUUUAUUUGCCGGCAUCUCAGCGCUGUGCACUGUCUGGUGUUACUUCUAUCUUCCGGAGACAAAAGACCGGACCUUUGAGGAGCUGGAUAUCCUUUUUGAAGAGCGAGUAUCGAGCCGGAAGUUCCAGGACUACGAAAUCCACCGCAAUGCAGACGCGAAUGCCGAGAUCCAUGCCGAGGUCUAG
This is a messenger RNA of Monascus purpureus, 1707 nucleotides long. The record is from the annotation of a GenBank genome assembly. NCBI's taxonomy places the organism in Eukaryota, Fungi, Ascomycota, Eurotiomycetes, Eurotiales, Aspergillaceae.